Molecule: messenger RNA, 2022 nt
Organism: Epinephelus moara (kelp grouper)
Lineage: Eukaryota; Metazoa; Chordata; Actinopteri; Perciformes; Serranidae
Gene: ppp1caa
Product: protein phosphatase 1, catalytic subunit, alpha isozyme a
Exons: 8
Coding region: 216-1214 (332 amino acids)
Cellular component (GO): cytoplasm; nucleus
Molecular function (GO): protein serine/threonine phosphatase activity
Source: RefSeq, a predicted model, not a curated record
UACCGUAGCCUCUUCGGUAGACACGGCCCUCUUUUAAAGUUCCUGGGGGAAGAGUGAAGGGAACCGGACAAACCGAAGGAAAGGGGCCAAGAUUGAGCUCAAAGGAUAAUUAUUCAUACAUUAUUUACCCCAGGAGGACUGCUGUUAAACCGAAGACAAGGUGCUACACGGAAACCAAGGUCUUGACUGCCCGAGAACGUCAGAAAAUAAAGAAAAUGGCGGAGCCAGACAAAUUAAACAUCGACUCUAUAAUUCAGCGUCUCUUGGAAGUCAAGGGCUCUCGACCAGGGAAGAAUGUCCAGCUGACAGAGAGUGAGAUCCGUGGCCUUUGCCUGAAGUCCCGUGAAAUCUUUCUGAGCCAGCCAAUCCUGCUUGAACUAGAGGCACCCCUCAAAAUCUGUGGUGAUGUCCAUGGCCAGUACUAUGAUCUGCUCCGGCUGUUUGAAUAUGGAGGCUUCCCCCCAGAAAGCAACUACCUGUUCCUGGGUGACUAUGUAGACAGAGGGAAGCAGUCACUGGAGACCAUCUGCCUGCUUCUAGCCUACAAGAUCAAAUAUCCAGAGAAUUUUUUCUUGCUGCGUGGAAACCACGAAUGCGCUUCUAUUAAUCGAAUCUACGGUUUUUAUGAUGAGUGUAAGCGACGGUAUAACAUUAAACUGUGGAAGACCUUCACAGACUGCUUCAACUGUUUACCUGUGGCUGCCAUCGUAGAUGAAAAAAUCUUCUGCUGUCAUGGAGGCCUCUCUCCUGAUCUUCAGUCUAUGGAGCAGAUCCGCAGAGUAAUGCGACCCACAGACGUGCCUGAUCAGGGUUUGUUGUGCGACCUGCUGUGGGCAGACCCAGACAAAGAUGUGCUGGGCUGGGGUGAAAACGACCGCGGUGUCUCCUUCACAUUCGGGGCAGAUGUGGUGGCCAAAUUUUUGCACAAACACGACAUGGACCUAAUAUGCAGGGCGCAUCAGGUGGUAGAAGACGGUUAUGAGUUUUUUGCAAAGAGGCAACUCGUCACCUUAUUCUCUGCUCCCAACUACUGUGGAGAGUUUGACAAUGCCGGUGCCAUGAUGAGUGUGGAUGAGACACUCAUGUGCUCCUUCCAGAUUCUGAAGCCAGCAGACAAGAAAUUGUAUCCUUAUGGCGGAGGGGCAGGAAUGGGAUCUGGGAGGCCAGUCACCCCCCCACGAAAUUCAGCCAAGGCCGCCAAGGCCAAGAAAUAACAGCCGCUGGACCCCCCUCNCGCCCAACGCUCUUUUUUCCUCUACCUCCCAAACUUGGUUCUCCCUCGUCACCAAACGGCAACAAAGCAGACAAGUGUCCAGGGUUCAGUCAUGUUUCUUCUCGCUCGAAAACUAUUUUUUAACUGUUUGGCUGUUUGCGUGCACUUUUGAGAGUGUGUAAAAAGAAAAAAAAAGUGAGAAUGAUACAGAGGGAAUUGCUGUAUUCUGUAUGUAUGUUUUUAUUUUCUUCCUCCUGUACCCUCUGUUCUGUUCUCCUGUCAUUUUAUAGAGAUGGCUUUGUGCCCAUCUGUGAUGUAAUUUCCAACUUGGGUGCAGGGGAGGAGGGGAAGGGGCAGAGAGAAAGAGGAGCCUUCGCUGUUUAUGUUAAGGCCCUGCACUGUUUAAUGCUAAACACAAGCUUUUGUACAUCCUGUUUCGGAGGUCUGUGUGUAUGUCUGUGUGAUGGGUGGGGAGGGGGCGGACGGAUGGGGGGGUGGGAUCAAGUUGCACGGUCAAACGGUAACGGCACAUACCACACACGCGCGCACACACACACACACACACACACACACACACUGGGCACACAGGCGGAUAUACGGUAUGUGCAGGUGAAUCCUUGAAUCAAAUGGAUUCACAAUAAAAUAUUUUUUUCUCUUUUCCUUUUUGAAAACCAAUGAUUUAAGAACAGUCAUGGAUGUGAAGGGUUUUUUUGUAGAUACAUGAAAUCAACAUGGUUUGAUUUCUUUUCCUUUUCUUGUUUUUAGUUCACUGAAAGCUGAAGAUGAAUAAAAAUAACCAUUUAUUUGAA